CCCAGAUGUAGCUCUAUCUAGCCUAGCCAACAACAGGUUCGGAUGCUGCCAGCCGAAGCCGCAUGCACUCCUCACAUGCUCGUUGUCCUUUGGUGACUGACAACGACUGAAGCUACGGGUCGCUACCAGUACCUCAUUAAUCCUACCAAAAUGUACCGAGUUUUGUUGGUUUUUAUUUUCUUGCUGGGCAGAUGUGGAUUCCAGCCCUUUGGAGGCCUUGUGAGAGGGGAGAGAACACGGCAGCUUGUAAAUUUGCUUUAUCGCCAUGGUGACAGGACACCUAUCAACAUCUAUCCAUCUGAUCCACAUCGGGCAGAUACUUGGCCAGAAGGUCUUGGUCAGCUGACUACACUUGGUAUGGAGAUGCAUUACAAGCUGGGCCAGUGGUUGAGGAACCGCUACAUUGAUUCUGAAUUCUUGAAUGCUACAUACAACAGAGACUCUGUCCAUGUUCGAAGCACUGAUUCAGAUCGAACACUUAUGUCAGCUGAAUCUGAUUUAGCUGGAUUCUACCCACCCCAAGGAAGCCAAAUAUGGAAGCCAGGAUUUGAUUGGAUGCCAAUCCCGGUACACACCAUCCCAUUGGAUGAAGAUUAUCUCUUGAAGACAAAUGGACCACCAUGCCCGGUUUAUGAUGAAUUGAAGGCAAAAACGAAAUAUGAAAAAAAGUACAAAGAUUUGGAGGCUCAAUAUAAGGCAAGACAUACAUUGUACAUGUACAUGUACAUAACGUACCAAAAUUCAUUGAAGUGUUUCAUUGAUGUUCUGAUUGCAACUCCAACACCUUAUCAACCUUUUUUGCAAAUGCUUUUGACUUCACUUGGCGAAAAUUUAUAUAAUGGGUUUUGCCCUUACCCAACGUAUAUAUUAAUA
This is a messenger RNA of Acanthaster planci (crown-of-thorns starfish), 873 nucleotides long. RefSeq names its product prostatic acid phosphatase-like. Gene Ontology annotation, molecular function: phosphatase activity. Gene Ontology annotation, biological process: dephosphorylation. NCBI's taxonomy places the organism in Eukaryota, Metazoa, Echinodermata, Asteroidea, Valvatida, Acanthasteridae. The record is from RefSeq and is a predicted model, not a curated record.